Molecule: messenger RNA, 1605 nt
Organism: Pestalotiopsis fici W106-1
Lineage: Eukaryota; Fungi; Ascomycota; Sordariomycetes; Amphisphaeriales; Sporocadaceae
Exons: 3
Coding region: 1-1605 (534 amino acids)
Molecular function (GO): iron ion binding; monooxygenase activity; oxidoreductase activity, acting on paired donors, with incorporation or reduction of molecular oxygen
Source: RefSeq, a predicted model, not a curated record
AUGUUCAAAGAUAUCUCUAGCCCUUGGGAUCGGAUUCUACAGUCGUGGAUUCACGAUGUUAGGUCUCCCGGCACCAUGAUUUUUGUCUUUUUCCCAUUGGGCUUCGCGUUGUACCAAUUCGUAGUAAUCAUUUACCGCCUAUAUUGGAGCCCAAUCGCCAAAUUUCCUGGUCCCAAGCUCGCCGCAUCGACUUACUGGUAUGAAGCCUAUUAUGACUUCAUCAGUAAAGGUGGUGGUCAAUUUACGUUCCAAAUAAAAAGACUUCAUGAGGAGUAUGGGCCUGUGGUGAGAAUCACGCCGGACGAGCUCCAUAUUGAUGAUCCCGACUACUACGACGAAGUAUUCUGCAAUAGCCACUCGUCAAGGCCGAUUGACAAAAUGGAGCGAUUCCGAUACCGUCUCAACCAUCCAGACUCGACAUUAAGCACUACCAGUGCGGAAGACCACAAAGCCCGUCGCGCGGCACUGGCGCCAUUUUUUUCAAGCAGUCGCGUUCGAAGCUAUAACGGUGAUCUUCAAGCAAUCAUGGAAAGGAUCUCACACAGACUUGCAACUGAGUUCGCAGGCACUGAUCGCGUGAUUCAUGUCACUCAUAUGUGGGCAAGUCUCACGGCCGACAUGAUCAUGGAGCUGGCGUUUGGACAUUCCUCCCGUCUUCGCGAUGCACCGGACUUCCGAUCGCCUGUUCCUGAAGCAAUGUCAAAUAUUGCAUACCUCGCACAUUACGCUACGCAUUUUCCAAUCAUUGGCAUUAUGAUCAAGUUCCUCCCUGAUGCACUGAUGAACAUGCUGGCCCCGGCAGCGCGGCCUCUGCUUGAAUUUCGAAGUGAUAUGAGAAAACAUCUGCAACAGAUCAAAUCAGAAGCUGUAUCUGGAGCAGAAAAAGCAGCGGGAACGACUAUAUUCCAUGACAUUCUUUAUUCAAAUCUUCCGCCAGCGGACAAGUCUCUGGAAAGGCUUACACAGGAAGCAAUACUGGUGAACGGAGCUGGUAUUGAGACAACCACCUGGACGCUCACUGUGGCGACGGCCCACAUCUUGCUCAAUCCUAUCAUCAACGAAAAGUUAAGCGCAGAACUAAGAGCAGCCAUGCCUGAUCCCACAGAUAUACUACCCAGUGAAAAGUUGGAAAAUCUUCCAUAUCUGAACGCAGUCGUGAUGGAAUCUUUGAGGCUUUCUUUCGGCUCAGUGCAGCGACUCCCGCGUAUCAACCGUCUUUUCGGUCUUGAAUACCAUGAUCAACACAUACCCCCCAAUGUUCCCGUAGCUAUGGAUGCGUUCCACAUGCACAUGAAUGAGAAGAUCUUUCCAGAUCCUUCGGAAUUCAAGCCCGAACGAUGGCUAGACGAUCCCAAGGCGCCCGACAGCCUAAAGCCCUUGAGCAAGUAUCUUGUUUCGUUCAGCCGCGGGUCCAGGGGAUGUGUCGGGAAGAAUUUGGCCAUGAUGGAGCUACACGUGGCGCUAGCGACAUUGUUUCGUCGGCAUGAGCUGGAGCUAUACGAGACGACCAAAGAGGACGUUGAAUUUGCCGUCGAUCUAGUCAAGCCAGCACCGAAGCCGAGUAGUAAAGGCGUCAGGGUCUUGGUGAAGGAUGCAAGGCUGUGA